Fusarium coffeatum is the source of this 3849-nucleotide messenger RNA. RefSeq lists its product as uncharacterized. The transcript has a single exon. The coding region runs from base 1 to 3849 and encodes 1282 amino acids. Gene Ontology annotation, molecular function: phosphopantetheine binding. The record is from RefSeq and is a predicted model, not a curated record. NCBI's taxonomy places the organism in Eukaryota, Fungi, Ascomycota, Sordariomycetes, Hypocreales, Nectriaceae.
AUGACGAUUAUUGAUGUCAACAAGGACCUCGCUGCUCUCUUUGAGCAGCAGGCCUCAGCCACCCCUGAUGCUGUGGCUCUUGAGGAUGAGAACAGAUCCCUCACAUACGCAGAGCUCGACAGAGAAACUUGGGCUCUAGCUGAGCGAUUACGUGACUACGGUGUUGGUCGUGAUGAUCUGGUUGGUGUUCUCAUGGGUAGAAGUGCCGACUACGUUAUCGCCGCUCUGGCUACCCUCCGAGCUGGUGGUGCCUUUUUGGUGCUCGAGGUCGCUUACCCUCCUGGCCUGCUACGAGAUGUUAUCGAAGAUGCAAAGCCAACUGUCAUUCUCACUCAAGUUGAGCACUCGAAAAACCUCACAUCUGAAACUCCCGUCAUUGUUGUCGACAGCCUCGACAAGCAGGAGCGCGGAGAGUCUUCACCCCAUUUGACCGAGAGACGGUCACUUCCCGAAGAUGACGAUGUUGAGCGAUUGCUCUUUGUCGCCUACUCCUCUGGUACCACUGGUAAGCCCAAGGGUAUCAUGAACCCCCACAGAGCCGCAAUUCGCUCCUACGACUUGAGAUUCGCCGUCAGCGACCUCAAGCCCGGCGACAGAGUGGCUUGCAAUGUUUUCUUCAUUUGGGAGAUGCUCCGACCUCUCAUUCGAGGUGCCACCACUGUUGCCAUCCCCGAUCACGCCAGUUACGACCCUACUGCUCUUGUUGAGCUUCUUUCUUCAAAGCGCAUCACCGAUACCCUCAUGACUCCCACACUUUUGGCCACAGUUCUUUCUCGACACCCCAAGCUCGGUCAGCAGCUCCCUGACCUCCGCUCACUCUGGCUGAAUGGUGAGGUCGUUACUACUGACCUUGUUCGGCGUGCCAUGGAUGCUCUCCCCGACACACGCCUUCUCAACGUCUACAGCGCCUGCGAGACCCACGAGGUUGCUGUUGGCGACAUCAAGACUUUUGUCGAUUUCGAGACCCGAGUGUGCCCUGUAGGUCAACUCACAGACCCUGAACACACCUACGUUCUCGAUGAGGCUGGCAACAGAGUCAACCCUGGCGUGAGCGGCGAGCUUUACGUCGGUGGUAACCUUCUGGCCCGAGGAUACCUUAACCUUCCCGAAACUACGGCCAAGGCUUUCCAAAUGGACCCCUUCGCUGGAGAAAAGGACGCGCGCAUGUACCGCACUGGCGAUUUGGCUCGCAUUCUCGACAACGGGCUUUUGGAGAUUACUGGCCGAGUUGGUGGUAUGAUCAAGACUCGUGGCUACACUGUCCAGCCUGGUGCUGUCGAGAGUGCCAUUCGAAAGCAUCUUGCUGUCCGCGAUUGUGCGGUUGUAGCUCACGGCGAAGGCCUGGAGCGACAAAUCGUUGCCUACAUCGUCCGUGAGCAGGGUGAAUCUCGCGACCGAACCAUUCCCCUUAUCGACGAGUACGGAUACAGUCCCGUUGCUCGACGUGCUCUCACUGACCAUCUUGCGCACUACAUGAUUCCCUCUGUCUGGGUUGAAGUGGAUGAGCUACCCACACAUGGAGUUUCCGGCAAGACAGACCUCAAGGCUCUGCCCGCACCACCAUCUCCGCGAUCGCCCAGACCUGCACCCAAGAAGGAGCAAAACAUCAAGGUCAAGACGGAGACUGUCAUCCAGUUGUGGGCUGCUUCGCUUAACAUGCCCGCCAAUGUCAUCACACCAAAGCACGACUUCUUCGAUCUUGGCGGUCACUCUUUGGCCCUUGCUGAUCUUGCUGGACGUCUCACAAAGACCUUUGGUUUCCCUGUUCCUCUGGCUCCUCUUGCCGGAAACCCUACUCUGGAAGGCCAUGUUGCAGCCAUCAAGGCAGCCCGCGAUGGUCAUACCGCCGCCGUGCAGGCUGACCUGCCAGCUGUUCUUCGCGCAGACUCUGUUCUGCCUGAAGAUAUCCAGGGCAACGGCACUCCUAUGCGUGCUCUCAGAGAUGCCGAGACUAUCCUUCUUACCGGUGUUACUGGUUACCUAGGUGCUUUCCUUCUCAAGAAGCUGGUCGACUCUACCGACGCACAGAUUAUCUGUCUUGUGCGAUUCCCCGAGCCCGUGGAAGACUGUGCACCUGCCGGUAUGGCUCGUAUCCGAAAGAACUUGAUCGACCUUGGACUUUGGGAGGAUUACCUCCUGGAGCGCAUUGAGAUCUUGCCCGGUACUCUUACCAGAAAGCGCCUGGGUCUUUCUCCUGACGUUUUUGACGAGCUGUCCACUCGCGUUCAGGUCAUUGUCCACUCUGCUGCUACUGUCAACUUGGUCUACCCCUACGCUGCCCUCCGAAACGCCAACGUCAACGGUACUCGAGAAAUUCUUCGUCUUGCUGGUCGCAGCGGUGCUACUGUUCACCACGUCUCUACCAACGGUGUGCUUCCACCUUCCCGCACUGGUUGGUGUGAGAACACUGUCAUCGAUGUUGAUGACGUCCCUACCAAGUUGCUUGAUGGUUACGGCCAGACCAAGUGGGUUGCUGAGAAGCUUGUCGACGAGGCCAGCCGCCGAGGCAUUCCUGUGCGAGUCUACCGUCCUGGUACCAUCAGCGGCCACAGUGUAUCCGGUUCAACCAACGCCUGGGAUUUGAUCAAUGCUAUUGUCGUGGAGUCACUUCAGCUCGGACGCGCUCCUGAUGUCGAGGGCUGGUAUGUUGAGAUGACUCCUGUUGACUUUGUCAGUGAUGCCAUUGUCACUCUCGCAAACCACACCGACGACACUGAGCAAACUCUAUACCAUCUCGGCGACCCCGCUCCUGUUGAUUCCAAGGACCUGUUUGCCUCUCUGGCCAAGCUGGGCUACUCUACUGAGCCUCUAGCUUGGGACGAUUGGGUUGCCCUUUGGUGGGAGAAGCGCGGCAACAAGAGGACCGGCGAUGACCCCUUUACUGUCGAUAUUCUCCGAGGUGGUAUGCCUAGCGUUGAGGUUCUCAAGUCGGUCAUUGUGCUCAAGGAUGGCAAGACACAGCCUACGCUUGACAAGUACAACGUCCCUCGCCCCAAGAUGAAUGACGGUCUUCUCGAGAUCUAUAUGCGACACUUCUAUGCUCGUGGUUGGUUGUCUCGACCUCCUCGACGGGAUCAGGUCAACGGCUGUGCCAAGAAGGUGCGCAAGGGUCGCCUGGCAGGCAAGGUUGCGGUGGUGACUGGCGCUUCUUCUGGAAUUGGCGCCGCAGUGGCAGCUGGCCUUGCCAAGGAGGGCGCCCAUGUGGCCGUGGCGGCUCGACGGGCCGAUGCUCUGGAAGGCGUCAAGAAGAAGAUUAGCGUCUACGGUGGUAAGGUGUUGAUCCACCCGACCGAUGUCACAAAGAGGGACCAGGUGGAGUCCCUGAUGAAGGAGGCAAGCGAGCAGCUCGGCCCUGUCGACAUCCUGGUCAGCUGCGCGGGCGUCAUGUACUUUACCAUGAUGGCCAACAACCAGACGGAUGAGUGGGAGCGCACAGUCGAUGUCAACUGCAAGGGCCUCCUGAACGCCUUGUCAUCAACAGUCCCGGGCAUGUUAUCCCGUGGAGCUGGACACAUUGUGGCCAUUUCUUCCGAUGCUGGACGCAAGGUGUUCCCUGGUCUGGGCGUUUACUCUGCCAGCAAGUUCUUUGUUGAGGCAACACUUCAGGCGCUGCGUCUCGAGACAGCGGGUUCUGGUCUCAGGGUCACAGCUGUGCAGCCCGGAAAUGUGGCCACAGACCUGUUGGGCAUGUCGACUGACCAGGAGGCUCUCAAGAAGUACGGUGAGCCUACAGGCGCCGAGGUUCUGAAGCCCGAGGAGGUGGCCAGCGCUAUUGUGUACGCUGUGUGUCAACCCCCUCACGUCGCUGUCAACGAGGUGCUUAUUGAGCCUCGUGAUGAGCCCAUCUAG